This is a messenger RNA of Sesamum indicum (sesame), 1842 nucleotides long. Its product is annotated as FAD/NAD(P)-binding oxidoreductase family protein. The record is from RefSeq and is a predicted model, not a curated record. Gene Ontology annotation, molecular function: 4-hydroxy-3-all-trans-polyprenylbenzoate oxygenase activity; FAD binding. NCBI's taxonomy places the organism in Eukaryota, Viridiplantae, Streptophyta, Magnoliopsida, Lamiales, Pedaliaceae. Gene Ontology annotation, biological process: carotene biosynthetic process; ubiquinone biosynthetic process; xanthophyll biosynthetic process. Gene Ontology annotation, cellular component: mitochondrion.
CAUACAUACACACUGAAACGAUCCUUAAUUGCUCUAUAUUGUUCACUCUCUCUAUACAAAUAAAUUGAAGAAAUCAUACAAAAUCAGAAGCAAUCUCGGAUUGGGACGAGGAAUUGCAAACCAAAGAUUACAUCGGUAUCAAAUUUUUAACGAGAAAUUGCAACCAAAAGACACUGGCUGACCAGCUUCCGGUGGUUCGAUUUGUGGUGAGCUAUUUCAAUUUGAAAGCCAUGCUAAGUUUUCCCCAGCUACUUGAAUUAAGGAUAACUGCAAGACAAGUGGCACUCAAUUUCCAUGCCUUCAGAUUGGCCCGGAGGACAUUAUGCAGUGAUGCAGGUGUCAAGUUACCUGGAGCAGAUAGUGCUCAAGAGGUCGCAGACAAGCAUGGACACCACAGUAAUAUUCCGAUACAUGAUGUUGCUAUUGUUGGAGGUGGCAUGGUUGGCAUGGCUCUGGCGUGCUCUUUGGCACGCAUGCCCUUGACAAACCAACUAAAUGUUGCCAUCAUUGAUAGCAAUCCAGCAUUACUGAAUGGUGAUUGCAUCCAGAAAGAGGAUCCCCCAGAUCCAAGAGUUAGUACUGUCACGCCAGCUACAAUAGAUCUUUUUAAAGAUGUAGGUGCCUGGAGGUAUGUUGAACAGCAUCGGCAUGCCUACUUUGAUAAGAUGCAGGUUUGGGAUUACACUGGUUUUGGAUAUACAAGGUACAAUGCCAGAGACAUUAACAAAGAAAUACUAGGGUGCGUUGUGGAGAAUAAAGUGCUUCAUAGAUCUUUAUUAUCAUGCUUACAGAACACAUCUUUCCAGCAGAAAAUAUAUCCUUCCAGAUUAAGCUCAAUGACCAUACAUUCAAGAUCCGCAUCAAGUCCUCAUGGAUCUUUAGCUAAAUUGGAACUGAGUGAUGGGAAUAGCUUGUACGCCAAAUUAGUGGUUGGAGCUGAUGGGUCCAAAUCACGAGUUAAGGAGUUAGCGGGAAUAAAUUCAACUGGAUGGAAAUAUUCUCAGAAUGCAAUUAUAUGUACUGUAGAGCAUAUGGAGGAAAACCAUUGUGCUUGGCAAUGUUUUCUCCCUAAUGGCCCUAUUGCACUUCUGCCAAUUGGGGACAAUUUCAGCAAUAUCGUCUGGACAAUGACCCCUGAAGAGUCAUUGAACCGCAAAUCCAUGUCAGAAGUUGAUUUUGUGAGAGAAAUAGAUCGUGCUCUUGACAAUGGCUAUGGCCCACAUCCAAAUUCUCAACUGUUUGGUGGCAGAGCUGCAUUCUCUUGGCUCACUGGAGAUACAACAGUAUCCACCAAUGAGUGUUUUGAAGUUCCUCCCAGAGUGACUAAAGUAGCCUCCGAAAGAAUGGUGUUUCCACUGUCUCUGAAUCAUGCUACUAGCUAUGCAUUAAAACGUGUUGUUCUUAUCGGUGAUGCUGCACACACUGUUCAUCCUUUGGCUGGUCAAGGAGUUAAUAUGGGAUUUGGAGAUGCAUUCUCUCUUGCAAAGGUUAUUGCUGAAGGCAUUGCAGUUGGAUCUGAUAUUGGGGAGGUGUCAUUGCUAAGAGGAUAUGAAUCAGACAGGAGACCUGCAAACUUGACAAUGAUGGCAAUUCUGGAUGGCUUUCAGAAGGCAUAUUCCGUUGAUUUCAGACCACUCAAUGUACUGCGUGCUGCUGCAUUCCAAGGGGCUCAUUAUAUUGCACCAUUGAAAAGGCAAAUAAUUUCGUAUGCCUCUGGUGAGCAGAGAUUUCCGCUUUUCUCAUGACUUGUAACAGUUAAUUUUCAGAACCAUGCUAGUUCUUUUUGUGAAUGAUGAAUUCUAUAACAUGAAGUUUUAAUGGAAGCCACUUUUUCUUUUAUGA